AUGGCGAUCACGAGAUGCAUGUUCGUCGUGGCGGUGGCUCUGGCUCUGGCUCUGGCUGUGGCAGUGACGGUCUCCCUAGCCUCGCCAACAACUACUGCAACAGGAGUAGGUCAUCUUCUCGUCGAGCGCAGCCUGAGAGCUGCGGCGACGUGCAGCAAGUUUCCUCGGAUGUGCCACGCGAAGGGCAGCCCCGGGCCGGACUGCUGCAGCAGGCGGUGCGUGGACGUGAGCACGGACAGCCUCAACUGCGGGCGGUGCGGCCGGCGGUGCCGCUACGGGUGGACGUGCUGCCGAGGGAGAUGCGUGAACAUAAUGUACGACGCGAAGAACUGCGGCGGCUGCCGGCGCCGGUGCCCGAAUGGAAGCUUCUGCAGGUACGGGAUGUGCAGCUACGCUUCGUAG
Messenger RNA from Musa acuminata AAA Group (dessert banana), 402 nucleotides. Its product is annotated as stigma-specific STIG1-like protein 1. The record is from RefSeq and is a predicted model, not a curated record. Lineage: Eukaryota; Viridiplantae; Streptophyta; Magnoliopsida; Zingiberales; Musaceae. The transcript has a single exon. The coding region runs from base 1 to 402 and encodes 133 amino acids.